UUUUACUCUGUGCGGUUGACAGGUCAGAGUCCAACUUUCUUUUAAGUUUAUUAGAAGUUUAAAUUAGAAUUUACACUAGUUUUUAAUUUACAUUAAUUGUUUUAGUAGUCUCCGUCGUGUCCAGUGAUAAUCGGUAUUAAUUUUCCGGCAGCCAUGGCAUCUCAAAUAUCAAAAACUUUAUUGAAAGUCUCCCACGUUAGCUCUACGGCUAAAUUCGACACUGCAAGGAGGGCUCUCAGUGUAGGAGCAGCUUUACACCAGAAGAAGAAGUCUCUGCCGGACCGCACAGGCAAGAAUGUGGUGCUUGUGGACGGAGUACGGACUCCUUUCCUGGUAUCCUUCACUGAUUAUGCCAAGAUGAUGCCUCAUGAACUCGCCAGACAUUCCUUGUUGGGUCUUCUCCAGAAGACAGGUAUCUCAAAGGAUGUGAUCGACUACAUCGUAUAUGGUACCGUGAUCCAGGAGGUGAAGACUUCCAACAUCGGUCGCGAGGCGGCGCUGGCGGCCGGCUUCAGUGACAAGACUCCUGCGCACACUGUCACUAUGGCCUGCAUCUCUUCCAACCAGGCUAUUACUACUGGUGUGGGCAUGAUAGCUGCUGGAGCUUACGACGUGAUAGUGGCCGGCGGUGUGGAGUUCAUGUCGGACGUGCCCAUCCGCCACUCGCGCAAGAUGCGCUCCUUACUGCUGCGCCUCAACCGGGCCAAGACUCCCGCGCAACGACUGUCCCUCAUCGCCUCUAUUAGACCUGAUUUCUUUGCGCCUGAGUUACCAGCAGUAGCGGAGUUCUCAUCAGGCGAGACGAUGGGUCACAGCGCGGACCGUCUGGCGGCCGCCUUCGGAGCCUCGCGACAGGAACAGGACGACUACGCGCUCCGCUCCCAUAAAAUGGCCGCGGACGCACAGAGCAAGGGAUACUUCACUGAUCUGAUCCCUGUUAAAGUUGACGGCAAGGACGGCGUGGUGGACAAGGACAACGGCAUCCGCGUGUCGACGCCGGAGCAGCUCGCCAAGCUGAAGCCUGCCUUCAUCAAGCCACACGGCACCGUCACCGCUGCUAACGCUUCGUUCUUGACUGACGGAGCGUCCGCUUGCCUGGUGAUGUCAGAGGCUAAGGCCAAGGAGCUCGGCCUCAAGCCCAAGGCGUACCUGCGUGACUUCACUUACGUCGCUCAGGAUCCCGUUGACCAGCUCUUGUUGGGACCCGCGUACGGUAUCCCCAAGAUCUUGGAGAAAGCUGGACUCAAGAUGAGCGACAUCGACACCUGGGAAAUCCAUGAGGCUUUCGCUGGUCAAAUCCUGGCCAACUUGAAGGCUAUGGACUCUGAUUGGUUCGCGCAGACCUAUCUCGGCCGUCAGACUAAGGUGGGUGCUCCCGACCUCGACAAGUGGAACAAAUGGGGCGGCUCGCUCUCUAUCGGACAUCCCUUCGCUGCCACUGGGGUCCGUCUCGCCAUGCACACCGCCCACCGUCUGGUACGUGAGGAUGGACAGUUCGGUGUAAUCUCUGCUUGCGCCGCUGGCGGACAGGGAGUCGCCAUGAUCCUCGAGAGACACCCCGACGCCACUUGCAACUAAACCAUCAACAUAUACAGGACAUAACCAGGCUGAAAUAAUCAAAAUAUUACCAAAAAUUUGAAUUAUGUAUAUGGCAACAUGGUUAUUUUUAGACGAGAAAAUGGUUAUGAUAUGUCCAAAAGUACUGUCAACGCACUGUAGCGAAUGUUUUAAUGGAUAAUUGCGAGGAUAUGUUAUUCUAAAAGUAAAAAAGCAAUUGGCAAAGAGAACCAUUGUAGUGUGAGAAACUAACAAAAUCUUAUCAUUCACUUCGAAUUGAAACUCGGUUGCUAUUCAAGACAAAAAAAAA
This is a messenger RNA of Spodoptera litura, 1867 nucleotides long. It is a transcript of the gene Mtpbeta, whose product is annotated as mitochondrial trifunctional protein beta subunit. NCBI's taxonomy places the organism in Eukaryota, Metazoa, Arthropoda, Insecta, Lepidoptera, Noctuidae. Gene Ontology annotation, molecular function: acyltransferase activity, transferring groups other than amino-acyl groups. Gene Ontology annotation, biological process: fatty acid beta-oxidation. The record is from RefSeq and is a predicted model, not a curated record. Gene Ontology annotation, cellular component: mitochondrion.